AUGUCUAGUAAAAGACAUUCGAUUCUUCCUGCUAUCGAUCGCAGCGGUCCCAGACCACCAGUCCAUUUCUCCUCGACCCUUACAAUCUCCGACAAUGCGAUCCUCCAAGGCACACACUCGAUUACUAUGCAGACGGAGACAGUAAUCCAUCCUCGAUCGAAAUUCGAGUCGAACUACGGGUCUAUCCUGAUCGGACGUCGAUGUCUGGUUCAUGAAAGGGUACAUAUGGGAGCUCGUCCUGCAGACCUCGACACUGCGAAGCCUGGUGGCAUCGUGCUGGGUGACUAUGUGGCGAUAGAGGCUGGCUCGACCAUCGAAUCUGGUGGGACCGAGAUAGGAGAGGGCACUGUUGUACAACCCGGAAGCAUCAUAGGAAGCGGUGCCAGAAUUGGCAAGAACUGCACCAUCACACACAUGUCCAACAUUGCUCCCGGUACUGUGUUGCCGGACAAUACUGUAGUGUUUUCGAACGGGACAAGACGAAUCGACCGACGUGAGCUUUCUGAUCAAAGAAAGAUUGCUUUAAUUAAGCAGCUCGCAAUAUUGCGAAAGAUGAUACCCAGCAACCCAGACAAGUUUAAAUAG
This is a messenger RNA of Fusarium venenatum, 585 nucleotides long. RefSeq names its product trimeric LpxA-like protein. The record is from RefSeq and is a predicted model, not a curated record. Gene Ontology annotation, molecular function: dynein complex binding. Gene Ontology annotation, cellular component: dynactin complex. Gene Ontology annotation, biological process: mitotic spindle organization. Lineage: Eukaryota; Fungi; Ascomycota; Sordariomycetes; Hypocreales; Nectriaceae.